Lycium ferocissimum is the source of this 1486-nucleotide messenger RNA. RefSeq names its product coiled-coil domain-containing protein SCD2-like. Gene Ontology annotation, biological process: cytokinesis by cell plate formation. The transcript has 14 exons. Bases 346 to 1350 code for a protein of 334 amino acids. The record is from RefSeq and is a predicted model, not a curated record. NCBI's taxonomy places the organism in Eukaryota, Viridiplantae, Streptophyta, Magnoliopsida, Solanales, Solanaceae.
AGGGAGAUAAUUAAGUCACCUCAAAAGAAAGCAAUGGCUCUGAUACCAUGUAGAUUUUAGUAGAAGACAUUUUUCGUAUUCCUUUACGUAUUUACAUCUCAUGAGAAGAGUUAUUUAUACAAGCGAAUUCUAACUUAUUAAAGAAAGACAACACAUUACAAUACAAAAAUAUUCUAUUCCUAUAAUUACGCUGGAAAAAGGGAAAAUAAAGUCUCUUAAAAUCAUGAUUAUUAAUUAACACAAUUAACAAUUUUGUUUUUAAUAAAUUACUCUUGUUUAUAGAAUCUCAAUUGAGUUUCCAUGAUCUCUAAUUACAUUGUUGAUGUUGAUGAGAUGUGAUCCAAAAUGCAGGUUGACAUGCUUCAAGAAGAGAAUGAAAGUUUACUAGAAAAGCUUCGACUUGCAGAAGAGCGUUGCGAAGAAGCUGAGGCACGGGCUAGACAGCUAGAGCAGCAGGUUGCUAGUCUUGGGGAAGGUGUGUCAAUGGAGGCUCGUCUUUUAAGCAGGAAAGAAGCAGCUCUACAACAAAGGGAGGCUGCUCUAAAAGUUGCAGCACAAAAUUAUGGUGGAAAGGGUGACGAGCUUGCAGCUCUUCGGACAGAAGCUGAGUCCCUGCGAACUAUGACCCGAAGAAUGAUACUGAAUCAAGAGGAGAUGGAAGAGGUUGUUCUCAAGAGGUGUUGGCUCGCACGCUAUUGGAGUUUAUGCGUCCGUUAUGGUAUUCACACAGACAUAGCUGGAGCUAAACAAGAAUACUGGUCAUCCCUUGCCCCUUUAUCAUUGGAAGUGGUGUUGGAGGCAGGACAAAAAGCUAAAGAUGAGAAAUUACUUUACAACGAUCCAGAUGAAAGAGAAACACUUCCGCGUGAUUUGAAUGAACUUUUAGGAGAUGGGAAUGUGGAGAGCAUGCUACUUGUGGAUAAAGGUCUUCGAGAACUGAUAUCACUCAAGGUAGACGGAGCAUUAGCCCUAGCAAUGGCCCAACAAAGGCGCCCAACUGCACUGAGAGCUACAGAUGACAUGAGGCUACCAAUUGAAGGCCAGAGCUUUUUAGAAGCAUACGAAUUGAGUCCAGAGGAGUCAGAAGAUGUGCAAUUUAAGCAGGCAUGGCUCACAUACUUUUGGAGAAGGGCCAAAAAUCAUGGAGUGGAGCCAGAUAUUGCAGAGGAGAGAUUGGAGUUUUGGAUCAACCAAGGUGGCCAACCUCUCACUUCACAUGAUGCUGUUCAUGUCGAGCGGGGCCUCAUAGAGCUCAAGAAAUUGGGGAUUGAAACCCAAUUAUGGAAAGAAAGUCGCCUAUCGGUAGAUCCAGAGAAUACCAAAAAAAUGCAAAAGGAAAAUGAGUUUUGACAAUGAGUUAUUUUUCUCUCUUACCCAUGGAUAACUUUAUCCUCUAUUCGUUUUUUUUUUUUUUUUUUUUUUUUUUUUUUUUUUUAUGGGUUUUGAUAAUAUUUGCUACAAGAGUUCUUAUUAUUAUAUUUUUUUU